Molecule: messenger RNA, 1927 nt
Organism: Quercus lobata
Lineage: Eukaryota; Viridiplantae; Streptophyta; Magnoliopsida; Fagales; Fagaceae
Exons: 4
Coding region: 30-1343 (437 amino acids)
Molecular function (GO): protein dimerization activity
Source: RefSeq, a predicted model, not a curated record
UAAACCUAAUUUUUAAAGAAAUUGGGAAGAUGGAUCAUGUAGCUAAACUUGCAAAGCGUGCAUCCAAGAUCACUGUGUUCAUCUAUAACCAUGUGGCUUUGCAAGCUUGGUUGAGGACUAGAAAAAAUUGGACGGAAAUUGUGCGUCCAGGGCCAACUAGGUUUGCUACUACUUUCAUUGCCUUAGGGAGUCUUAAGGAACAUAAGCAUGACUUACAAGCAUUGGUGACUAGCAAAUUUUAUGUUGAAUCAAAAUAUGCAAAAGAUAAGAAAGCAAAGGCAGUGGUGAAAAUCAUUCUUGAUAAUCAAUUUUGGAAUGAUUGUCAUGUAAUUGUGCAUAUUAUGUCACCAUUGAUUCGUUUAUUACGCAUUGUUGAUUCUGAUGAAAAACCAGCUAUGGGUUAUGUAUAUGAUGGCAUGUAUAGAGUAAUUGAUGGAAUUAAAAAAAUUUUCAAGGACAAAAAGAGACUAUGGGAGCCUUAUGUUAAUAUUAUCAAGGAUCGUUGGGAUAAUCAAUUCUAUAGAGAUAUUCAUGCUGCUGCUUAUUGGUUGAAUCCUGCAUUCCAAUAUGACACAUCCACUCUUAAUAAGAGGCUAGAGACACAAUCUGCUGUGACAGAUGUUAUUGAAUCAAAAGUUUCAGUUGGUCGGUUGAAGUUGGUGGAGGAAUUAAGGCUAUUUCGAGAGAGUGAACAAACUUUUGGAACUCAACUUGCUCAAGAAUCAGCCAAGACAUCUCAGCCGGAUGAGUGGUGGAAGUUGUUUGGAUCUUGUGCUCCAACCUUACAAAAGUUUGCAAUUCGGAUCCUUAGCCAAACAGCUGCCUCUUCGGGAUGUGAGCGGAAUUGGAGUGCUUUUGAACAAAUACAUACCAAAAGAAGAAAUAGAUUGGAGCAUCAACGACUUAAUGAUCUUGUAUUUGUUCAUUAUAACUACCGAUUGAAAGAAAGAGUCAAAAGAAAGAAGUUCAAUUUUGAUCCUAUUGACUAUGCAAGUAUCGAUAAAACUGAAUUUUGGGUAGUGGAAGAUGAGGAACCUCCAUUUCUUGAUCAUGAGGAGAUAGAAAAUGCAUUAUAUGAAGAGGGAGCCUAUCCAAUUGAAGAAGGGUCUUCUAGCCAUGUACAAAGAGAUAUGGACAAUGAAGUGAUUGAGGAUGAUGAUGAUGACAUUAAUUUGGAAUCAUUUGGUGAUGAAGAUGAUGCUCCUCCCGGAUUUAGAGAUAAAAAUCAUCCUAUUCAUGUUGAAGUUGAAGAAGAUGAAGAUGAGGAUGAUGAUGAUGAUGCUAGUGGUGGAGCAUUUGGUUCACAUGAUGAUAUUGAUUUUAAUUUUCUUCAUAACAAAUGAAGCUUGGGUCUUAAAAGUUAAAACUUAGUAGUUUUUUUGAAACUUUAUAACUUAUUUGCUAUUUGGAUGUAAUGAACUUAUUUGUUAUUUUUCAUUUGUCAUUUGGAUGUAAAUGUAAUGACUAAUGAACUUACUGUUGUGGUAUGUGUAUUUUUUUAUUAGAAGACAAAACUAUAGAUGAGUUGAGUUUGUUUGGAUGUCCUACAUUUUUUGUGGUCGGGGUUGGAUGGUAACUUGGGUGGAUUUGAAGCAAAGCAGGGAGAAUGAUAAGCCAAGUUACCAUUUUGUAUAAAUUGUUGAGUUUGUUGAAUAGAAUAUGAAUGUGUAUCUAUUGAAUAGAAUAGAAUAUGAAUGAUAAUCCAAGUCACCAUUUUGUACAAAUUGUUAACUGUUUUUCCCUCUAAUUGCCUAAUUAGAGGAGGAUUUUUUGAUGGGCUUUCAAUGACUUGUUGAUAAAUGUUGUAAAUCAAUAAAUGUGUGGCAGUGAACUCUUUGUAAUAUGCUAGUCAUGAGCCUAAUUAUGUUUUUAGUAUAUUAAAAAAUUAUUAAUUAUUUAUAUAAUUUAAAUAAAUAUUAAUUAAAUU